AUGGGUCUAGUAAACGGACCGGAGUGGAGACAGACCCGACUCUGCAUUGCAGAGGCAUUCGCGCAACGAAGCAUAGCCGGUGCAAUAGGCCGGGUCACAGAAAUCACGCGAGAGUACAUGGCGGAGCUAGAAGCAAAUGGAAGGCUUGCGCAGCAAAUGCUCAAUCCGGGCAGGGAUCUCAGGCUGCUGCCAUUCUGGAUCAUGGCAGACUAUCUGUAUGGCAGACUUUCGCCAGAACAACACUCGCAACUGGAAGCGUUGGUGCCGUUGCGAGAUUCAUUGUUUCAGCGCGUGAUCCAAGGGGGCGCAACACGAUUUUCCUGGAGCCAAUAUCUUCCCUCUACAGCAAACCGCGAUUUGAAUGACUUCAAGGCCAGAUGGAAGCAAUUUAAUGACGUGGCCUACACAGCCUGUAAGGAGCAAGGCCACGCCCCACCCAUCGUUCGUAUGUUGGAGGCAUACCGGGACGGCUCUAUUACGAUGGAUAACAUGCUGCAAACGAUGGACGAGAUGCUAUUCGGAAACCUUGACGUUACAGCGGGCGGUUUAACGUGGAACCCCCUGUUCAUGGCCGCGUAUCCGGGAGUACAGGCUCAGCUGCGGCAGGAGUUGCGAAGGGAGCUAGGAGACGGCAGGAAGGCAUGGGAGGCGUAUCUGCUGCGAUCUGACACUUUGCUGGCGGCUUCCAUCCUGGAGGCGGCACGCCUGAAGCCCAUCGCAGCCUUUUCUAUCCCCCAGGCUGCUCCUAGCGAUCGUGUAGUUGGGGGCUACUUGGUCCCAGGCAGAACGAACUAUGUGAUUGACACGUACGCGCUAAACGUCCGGAAUCCGUAUUGGGGCAAGGACAGCGCAGAGUACCGGCCGUCUCGAUUCCUGGAGCGCAAAGCGGCCGACACGCGGUACCACUACUGGCGGUUUGGGUUUGGGCCGAGGCAGUGCCUAGGGAAAUAUCUUGCAGAUAUCAUGAUCCGUGUUAUCGUGGCACGGCUGGUGGGAGGCUACCAAUUGAACCUCACCCCGACGAGCAGCUGGGACAAGAACCCGAGCGUCUGGAUUGCACAUCCGGACACUGAAAUUCUCUGCGAGAAGAUUAUGGAAUGA
This is a messenger RNA of Pestalotiopsis fici W106-1, 1101 nucleotides long. RefSeq lists its product as uncharacterized. Lineage: Eukaryota; Fungi; Ascomycota; Sordariomycetes; Amphisphaeriales; Sporocadaceae. The record is from RefSeq and is a predicted model, not a curated record. Bases 1 to 1101 code for a protein of 366 amino acids. The transcript has a single exon. Gene Ontology annotation, molecular function: iron ion binding; oxidoreductase activity, acting on paired donors, with incorporation or reduction of molecular oxygen; monooxygenase activity.